ACGAAACGGACGAUGGCGACAGGAUAAGGACUCGCCGCGCCAACGGGCCACCACCCCAAGCACCAUCCACCCCUCCCGGCCAAGUUAGCGCCUUCCCCUCCACUCCACGCAGCCCCACCCCAAGCGCCUCGGCGGCUCGGCCAUGGCGGCGUCGCCCUCCGCUCCGGCGCCCCAGUCCGACCGCGCCGCGCUCCUCAAGGCCUUCGACGAGUCCCGCACGGGCGUCCGCGGCCUCGUCGAGUCCGGCGUCUCCUCCGUCCCCGCGCUCUUCGUGCACCCGGACCCCUACGCCUCCGCGCCCCUCGCGCCCCCGGGCGUCUCCAUCCCCGUCGUCGACCUCUCCCUCCCCGCGACCCUCGCCGCCGCCGCAGCCGCCGAGGCCGCCCGCAGCUGGGGCUUCUUCCACCUCAUCAACCACCACCAGGCCCUCGGCGUCCCCGAGGACUACCCCGCGCGGGCGCUCGCCGCCGUGCGCGCCUUCAACGAGCUCCCCGCCGCCGAGCGCGCCGCGCACUACGGCCGCGCCAUGCCCGGCGGGGUCUCCUACUCCUCCAACGUCGACCUGUUCCAGGCCCCCGCCGCGAGCUGGCGAGACACCAUCCGGAUAGCGUUCGGGCCCGAGAGGCCCGACCCGGCGCGCAUCCCGGCCGUCUGCCGCGACGAGGCCCUCGAGUGGGACGCGCACGCCACCGCCGUGGGGCGCGCCCUGCUGGGGCUCCUCUCCGAGGGGCUUGGGCUCGGGCCUACGAAGCUGGAGGAGGCUUCCUGCCUCGAGGGUAGGGUCAUGAUCUGCCACUACUACCCGGUGUGCCCCGAGCCCGAGCGCACCAUGGGCGUCGUCCCGCACACAGACCCCGCCGUGCUCACCGUCCUCGCGCAGGAUUGUGUGGGUGGCCUGCAGGUGAAGCAAACUGAUGAUGAUGGGGCGAGCUACUGGGUGGAUGUGAACCCUGUGCCCGGUGCGCUUGUAAUCAACGUCGGGGACCUCUUGCAGAUCAUGUCUAAUGAUAAGUACAAGAGUGUCGACCAUCGGGUGAUUAUGAAUACACGCAAAGAAGCAAGAGUUUCAAUCGCAAUAUUUUUCAAUCCUGGUAAAAGAGGGGACUCAGUUUUUUAUGGACCAUUACCAGAGCUGGUUUCUGCAGAUAACCCACCAAAGUACAGGAAUUUUACCAUGUCUGAGUUUCUGGGGACCUUCUUUAGACGAAACCUUUCCAGCAAAGCUCCAGUUGAUCACUUCAAGUUGUAAUACUAGUCGAUGUUUAUUGUUUACUCCCCAAAGGUUCGGAUUUGUAUACACAUGUGGGGUUGUUGUAAUGUAAGGAAACAUUACUGUCUUCCAUUUGAAUUACAGUGGAUGCACUGUUUCCAUGAUGAGGUCAUCAUAUUAUCAAGAGUAAAGUCCAUUUUACCCCCCUAAA
Panicum hallii is the source of this 1421-nucleotide messenger RNA. Its product is annotated as 1-aminocyclopropane-1-carboxylate oxidase homolog 4-like. The transcript has 2 exons. Lineage: Eukaryota; Viridiplantae; Streptophyta; Magnoliopsida; Poales; Poaceae. The record is from RefSeq and is a predicted model, not a curated record. Bases 143 to 1249 code for a protein of 368 amino acids.